Messenger RNA from Olea europaea var. sylvestris, 2499 nucleotides. Its product is annotated as G-type lectin S-receptor-like serine/threonine-protein kinase At1g11300. Gene Ontology annotation, molecular function: protein kinase activity; ATP binding. The transcript is spliced from 7 exons. NCBI's taxonomy places the organism in Eukaryota, Viridiplantae, Streptophyta, Magnoliopsida, Lamiales, Oleaceae. The record is from RefSeq and is a predicted model, not a curated record. The coding region runs from base 315 to 2396 and encodes 693 amino acids. Gene Ontology annotation, biological process: protein phosphorylation; recognition of pollen.
GAAAUUAUUUAGAUGCUAAAAGACAACUUGCUGUAAGCAAACAAUAUAGGAAAGUUGAUAAGUACGAAAAAGAAAAUAGAAGAAAUGAAAAGGCCUGUCUAAAUCAGGCUGGUUCAUUCUUCUUUGAUGGCUUGUGGCUCAUGAUUUAGCUCAAACUUGCACCCUUUGAAUUUCUGUACAGAAACGCUGCCAAUUUUCGUCGAGGAUGAUCUAAUUCUACUAGACCCACAAAACUAAAUAGUGGAGAAUUUGUCUGUUCUUGGUAAUCAGAAAUCGGUUCAUCAGAGCAAGAAUCAAGAAGCAUUGGCUUGAUCAUGAUCACGGGUAAGAGUCUGAAUUCUCUUGUUCUAUGCAUCCUUGUUGUGCUUUACCGUUGCCCUUUAUUUUGCACAUCAAGAGACAACAUUACAGCAAAUCUAGUUAUUAAAGACCCUGAAACUCUAGUGUCUAAGGGUAAGCACUUCAAAUUGGGAUUUUUCAGUCCUUUUAAUAACUCCAGCCGUUAUUUAGGUAUUUGGUAUAACCAAAAUGUUUCUGAACCUACUGUGGUGUGGGUAGCAAAUAGGGAUAAAGCUUUGAAUGAUUCUUCUGGUACUGUGAAGAUAUAUAAAGAUGGGAAUAUUGUGGUUAUGAGUGGGGACAAGGAAAUUCUUUGGUCAUCAAAUAUUAAAAAUGCUACGAUGAAUACGGCUGCCCAGCUAUUGGAUUCUGGUAAUCUUGUUUUGAUAGAAUCUUCGAGUGGACGUAAAAUAUGGGAAAGUUUUAAGCAACCUUCGGGCUCAUUCUUGGCAGCAAUGAAAAUAAGUCGCAGUAUUAACGGAGUUGAGAAGGCUACUACUUCUUGUGGUAAUGGCACAUGUGGGCCAUUUGGGAUCUGCGACUCACAAAACUCGCCUAUUUGUGCCUGUUUGGAAGGGUUUAAUCCGAAGGACGACGGGGAAUGGAAAGCAGAGAACUGGACAAGUGGAUGCGUGAGGAGGAUACAUUUGCAGUGUGAAACAAACAAUGGCUCCAAUGGUGGGGGCAAAGAAGAUAGGUUUUUGAAGCUAAAAAUGAUGAAAUUCCCAGAUAAUGGCGAUCGGCUGCCUGGUCAGGAAUCUGAAUGUGAAGGUCUGUGCAUGAAGAAUUGUUCCUGCAAAGCCUAUGCUCAUGACGUUGGUACUGGCUGUCUGUUCUGGACUGGAAGCUUAAUUAACAUUCAAAAAUUCUCUGCAGGCUCGGAUCUUUUCAUUCGACUGGCAAAUUCGGACGUUGGUCAUAAGAAAGUCUUUAAGUUAGUCAUAAUAAUUAUGGGUUUCGAUGGUUUGAUUUCCAUAUCCAUUAUCAUAUUUUUUUCCAGGAAAUUCAUGGCUAAGCCAAGAGGCAGCACAAUGACAUCAGAACAUGGGGAUAUAAGCAAUGCUAGCAUUGAAGAGUUACCAGUAUUUAAAUUUGAGAUGCUUGCAAAUGCGACAGACAAUUUCCACGAUGCUAAGAAGCUUGGAACGGGCGGUUUUGGUCCAGUUUACAAGGGCCAAUUGGCAAAUGGUAGAGAAAUUGCAAUCAAGAGGCUCUCAAAAGUAUCUACACAAGGGAUGAAAGAAUUUAUGAAUGAAGUGAAGUUGAUUUCUAAACUCAAACACCGGAACCUCGUUAGACUGCUGGGAUGCAGUGUUGAGAGGGGAGAGAAGAUGCUGGUCUAUGAAUACAUGCCUAAUAAAAGCUUGGAUGCACAUCUCUUUGGUCCAUCACAAGAGAUCUUAGAUUGGAGAUUACGUUUCAACAUUAUUGAAGGUAUUGGCCGAGGCCUUCUUUAUCUUCACAGAGAUUCUAGAUUGCGGAUAGUUCAUAGAGAUCUGAAGCCAAGUAACAUAUUGCUGGAUAAUGAUUGGAACCCAAAGAUUUCAGACUUUGGCAUGGCAAGAAUUUUUGAAGGCAACCAAGAUCAUGCCAGCACUGUAAUAGUGGCAGGAACAUAUGGAUACAUGGCCCCUGAAUAUGCAAUGAAAGGAAUAUUUUCAGAAAAAUCUGAUGUCUUCAGCUUUGGAGUUUUGAUGCUAGAGAUAGUUAGUGGAAGAAGGAACACGAGCUUCUGUGAAGAUGAGAGCUCUUUGAGCCUUCUGGAAUACGCAUGGAAGCGGUGGAACGAAGACGAUGUUGUCGCUUUAAUAGAUGCAAGGAUAUUGAGUCCAAGCUACCGUGCAGAGAUCAUGAGAUGCAUACACAUUGGCUUAUUGUGUGUCCAAAAACUUCCAAAAGAUAGGCCAAAUAUUUCUGUCGUUCUAUCAAUGCUUAGCAGUGAAAUUGUCGAGCUUCCUGAGCCGAAGCAAACCGCAUUUACAGAAUCUUCUCAGCAGAGACAAAAGAGGAGUAUUUCCUUGAAUAAUGUCACUCUUACAGAAGUCGAUGCACGAUAAAAUCAGUAGUGAUUUUUGGUAAAUUAUGCUGAAUGUGAUUUUUGGUAAACGCAGAUAAACAUAUUGAUAGUUUCAAACCUUUCAUCUGAGGGAGAAAAUGAUA